UCGAAGAAGUACCCUGUGAAACAAGUGUGUCGUUUGUUCCUCAGCUCUACCCUACCUCCAGAGCUCCCCUCCCCCCUUAUAUGGUGGAAGCCAAAGGAAGACCGGCACCGGAGGAACACACAGCUGCAAGUUCCAGGAGGAGAAUUUUAAGGGUAAUCACUCUGCUGCACCUACAUCUCGGCUCGACCGGAAUCAUCUCAAGACCCCGAUCCUCACUGGACUCCUGGACUCUCGAAACCGCUCUCACAGACGUCAUUCCGCCUAUGCCAUCCGCCUACGCCAUCCACCUGUGUAUUCCGCCGACGCCAGUGGCCUACACCUUCAACCGACACCUUCCUACGUCUUUCCGCCUACGCUACCAACAAUGGAGUACCAAACUGUGACCGGACCGAAGACACGCCCGCGGGACCAGAGGUACCUGGGAUACACAACAAAGGAGAUGGGACUGACGCGA
Messenger RNA from Bemisia tabaci, 454 nucleotides. NCBI's taxonomy places the organism in Eukaryota, Metazoa, Arthropoda, Insecta, Hemiptera, Aleyrodidae. The record is from RefSeq and is a predicted model, not a curated record.